GUGCAACUACAAAUUCGAACGAAAUGCUGUCUGCCAGCAGCAUUAGCACAGAUUAGAACAUCUUUGCCAUUACAUUUAGCUAAAUAAUGUGGUACUCAGUGUUACAAAAAUCAUAUCUACAUACCUCUGUACAUGUCCUAAAAAAGGCUGCGCAUAAUCUGAAAGGAAAGAGUACUGCCGAUCAGCGUUGGAUAGUUCGGCAGCUUAAUGACCCCUUUGUGAAGGCUGCCCAUGUGCACAAUUACCGGUGUAGAAGCGCCUUCAAACUGCUGGAGAUUGAUGACAAAUACAAACUUUUAAAACCCGGAUUCAACGUAAUAGAUUGUGGUGCUGCACCGGGUGCUUGGAGCCAGAUAGCUGUUCACAGGGUCAACUCAACUGGGGCUAAUGGAGAAUUCCCCCGUGGCACUGUGGUUGGAAUUGACCUUCUGCGUAUAGCACCUCUAGAUGGAGCUCACUUCCUGUCCAAUCAUGACAUCACCGACCCAGUCACACAUGCCAAGCUGCUUGAACUUCUCCCUGGUGCCCAGGCUCAUGUCAUCAUGAGUGAUAUGGCACCCAAUGCCAGUGGUUUCAAGGAGAUGGACCAUGAAAAACUCAUCACAAUGUCAUUGUCAUUGAUUGACUUGGCUGCGAAGGUGUUGCAGACCGGUGGCUCUCUCAUUUGUAAGUAUUGGGACGGGGCAUUGGCGCACCAGCUUCAGCAGAAGCUUUCAGCUGUGUUCCGUGACGUCAGGACAGUCAAACCAAAAGCCAGCCGUAAGGAGUCGUCCGAGUUGUUUUUCCUUGCCCGGUCAUACAGAGAAAAUUAAAAUAGUGUGACUGUAUAUUUGAAUGGGUGUUGUAAGCUUUGUUCACCUGCAAAAAACGGCUUGAGGUGCUAAAGCACUUGAGGAGCCCCUCUAUUUCUCUUUCCUGAAUGUACUUUUUGUAAAAAAAAAUCUAUAGUGUGCUAUGAUAUCUUUAACCAACUCAUUAAAAUCGAUGGAUAUUCUACAAUGAUUAACAUUAGUCAACAUCUACAAUUCUUGAAACCUUCCCUAAAAUAUUUUAUUUUAAGUCCCAUCCAUGCCACAUCUGUAAAUCCAACAAGAAAUUUGGAUCAAGCAUGCAUCAUUCAUUUCUCACUCGAGCUGAAAUAUUUAGCCUACCAGAAGAUGGCACCCUUGAGGUAUCAAUAAGCUGUGCAUUUGCAGGCCAACAAUUUCUCCGUACUGGCUGUUUUCAUCUUUGCCCACAGACAAGGUGAUAUCAACAUCUACGGGCCAGAAUGUAUUGUAUGUAUCAAGGCCUUGUCAUCAGAGCCACCGUGUUCCUCAAGUAAAUUUCUGUGAACGUCAGAACUAUUAUUUGUCCUUUGUCAGGCAUGUUUGAAGUAGUACAAAGUACAUUUGGUAUUUGUGAGAUAAUAAGUAUUCCAGUUUGCCAUUUGUAAUGCUUAUAAUCUGUUUUGCCAGCCAUGUAGUAACAUGUAAUCAUUCUCUCAUUUAGGGCUUAUAAAGGGAAAACAGGCUGGAUGAAAGAGCCAUGGACAGCAUAACUAAUGAAAUGGCUGAUGCCACUGAAGCUGUGCAUUAUAAAUAGUGUUGGUCUUCGCUCUCAGACAGCGGGGAUGUGCUCUUCAAUACAUCAUCAGGCUGGCAUUUGAAUGCUCUGCUUGAAAUGAUGUGGUUUUGAAUUAUUUUUGCCAAGUGGACUGCCACUGAUUGAGAUUUCCCUCAGAUACAGAGCUAAAUACCUUGGGAUGAAAGCCCACAGUAGUGUUGAUUUGGCACUAUUUACUUUGCCUGUUUGUCUCUCUUGUCACUGACUACUUUCUGUAAUUAUAUGGCUCUCAGGGUUUGAAAGUACUCUGCUGAUUUUACCAGGAACAAAGAAAAAAAUGUAUCAGAACUGUGCAAUAGACUGAGAACACAAUUAAAUGUGAUGGGGAAUGGAGAAACAGAUACAAAUGUUUCUUAAAAUAGAGAAUAUGAUGAAAAUAACCUCACCAUAAAGAAGCACAUGGAAGGUUUCAAAUAUUUGAUACCAUACAUUGGUGGAGGGGCCCUGUCUCCAUGACGCUAUUAUAAACCUUCAUACAAUUAGCCAGUGAGCUGUGACUUUCAAGCCAUCGAUACCUCCCUGUUAUCUCCUCAGUUAUAUAAGUGAUCAGCAGCUAGAUUGUAAAGGGUUCAUUGUUGGCGUAUUGAGUUCCACAUGACUUGUGUUACACAGCACAUAGAAUGAAUAGUAAUGUGGACAUCUGAGCCUGCACAAAAAUAUUAGGUACGUGCGUGACAAAUCAACCUCAUUUUAAACGUUGUCUACAUGGUAUCGACCACUGAACUCUACCUUGAAUUAUGUUUUUCAAAUGCCUCGACUUUUCACUAAUCAUUGAAGACCAAAGACACAAAUAUUGCCCAGUUAAAUGUCUUGGAACCGACUGAAUGAGCAAGGCAUUUCUAUUCAAUACUCCUUCAACCUCACUGCCAUAAAUGAGACUAGCACCGGCUAUACAAGUUCCACCAUAGAGUUGUUUGGAGCCAGUCACCUUUACCAUCAAGCAUUGUGUGUAGGUAGGAGGGGACAUAAUAGAUGCAGACUGUCUGUCCAGAUUUCUCUCCACCGCCGUGGUAACCUCAAGUUCGAUUUGUUAUUGCUGCCGACGCAGAGGUCAUUGUGGUACGAUUAACCACAUUACGUGUGAAGGUUUCACCUGCUCCAGCAGGAAAGUGUGCAAGGAACUUCUGAAGUAAACUAGACAUGUUUCGAGGUGAAAGGUAGAGGCCUAACACAAUCGUGAAUAAAUGCAUUGUUUUGGCAUUCCGUGUUCCAAUAUUGUUGCAUUGCCUUGGUAAGACGAUCCAGGACUUUCUCCUAGUCUCCAUGUAGUUUAGGCUACCUUGUGUCUAAUCAUUUGCCCUCCCAUUCAUGUCUUUGAAGAGUCCUCAAUUUCCAGCUUCAGGGACAUGCUGCGUUUCACUAGUUUCUGUAAUGUAGUGUAAAUGAAGUGCCUGGAGUUUUACCAGAGCGCUGAUAGGGCUCUGGUAAAUCGACCUGGCUGGGGUAUCCUGGAAUGACAUUGACCUCAUCCCGUCAGUAGAGGAUGCCUGGUUGUUCUUUAAAAGUGCCUUCCUCACCACCUUAAGUAAGCAUGCUCCAUUCAAAAAAUGUAGAAUCAGGAAUAGAUAUAGCCCUUGGUUCACUCCAGACCUGUCUGCCCUUGACCAGCACAAAAACAUCCAGUGGUGUUCUGCAUGAGCAUCGAAUAGCCCCUGUGAUAUGCAACUUUUCAGGGAUGUUAGGAACCAAUAUACACUGUCAGUUAGGAAAGCUAAGGCUAGCUUUUAUUCGAAAAGAAAUUUGCAUCCUGUAGUACAAACUCAAAAAAGGUCUGGGACACUGUAAAGUCCAUGGAGAAUAAGAGCACCUCCUCCCAGCUGCCCACUGCACUGAGGCUAGGAAACACUGUCACUACUGAUAAAUCCACAAUAAUUGAGAAUUUCAAUAAGUAUUUUUCUACAGCUGGCCAUGCUUUCCACCUGGCUACCCCUACCCUGGUCAACAGCACUGCGCUCCCCACAGCAACUCGUCCAAACCUCCCCCACUUCUCCUUCACCCAAAUCCAGAUAGCUGAUGUUCUGAAAGAGCUGCAAAAUCUGGACCCCUACAAAUCAACCGGGCUAGACAAUCUGGACCCUCUCUUUCUAAAAUUAUCUGCCGAAAUUGUUGCAACCCCUAUUACUAGCCUGUUCAACCUCUCUUUCGUAUCGUCUGAGAUUCCCAUAGAUUGGAAAGCUGGCGCGGUCAUCCCCCUCUUCAAAGUGGGAGACACUCUAGACCCAAACUGCUACAGACCUAUAUCUAUUUUACCCUGCCUUUCUAAGGUCUUUAAAUCAAGUUAACAAACAGAUUACUGACCAUUUCGAAUCUCACUGUAUCUUCUCUGCUAUUCAAUCUGGUUUCAGAGCUGGUCAUGGGUGCACCUCAGCCACGCUCAAGGUCCUAAACGAUAUCAUAACCGCCAUCGAUAAGAGACAUUACUGUGCAGCCGUAUUCAUCGAUCUGGCCAAGGCUUUCAACUUUGUCAAUCACAACAUUCUUAUUGGCAGACUCAACAGCCUUGGUUUCUCAAAUGAUUGCCUCGCUUGGUUCACCAACUACUUCUCCGAUAGAGUUCAGUAUGUCAAAUCGGAGGGCCUGUUGUCCGGACCUCUGGCAGUCUCUAUGGGGGUGCCACAGGGUUCAAUUCUCAGAACCACACGGGGGGGCCUAGUGAAUGACCUGCAGAGAGCUGGGACCAAAGUAACAAAGCCUACCAUCAGUAACACACUACGCCGCUAGGGACUCAAAUCCUGCAGUGCCAGACGUGUCCCCCUGCUUAAGCCAGUACAUGUCCAGGCCCAUCUGAAGUUUGCUAGAGAGCAUUUGGAUGAUCCAGAAGAAGAUUGGGAGAAUGUCAUAUGGUCAGAUGAAACCAAACUAGAACUUUUUGGUAGAAACUAAAGUCGUCGUGUUUGGAGGACAACAAAUGCUGAGUUGCAUCCUAAGAACACCAUACCUACUGUGAAACAUGGUGGUGGAAACAUCAUGCUUUGGGGCUGUUUUUCUGCAAAGGGACCAGGACGACUGAUCCGUGUAAAGGAAAGAAUGAAUGGGGCCACGUAUCGUGAGAUUUUGAGUGAAAACCUCCUUCCAUCAGCAAGGGCAUUGAAGAUGAAACGUGGCUGGGUCUUUCAGCAUGACAAUGAUCCCAAACACACCGCCCGGGCAACAAUGGAGUGGCUUCGUAAGAAGCAUUUCAAGGUCCUGGAGUGGCCUAGCCAGUCUCCAGAUCUCAACCCCAUAGAAAAUCUUUGGAGGGAGUUGAAAGUCCGUGUUGCCCAGCAACAGCCCCAAAACAUCACUGCUCUAGAGGAGAUCUGCAUGGAGGAAUGGGCCAAAAUACCAGCAACAGUGUGUGAAAACCUUGUGAAGACUUACAGAAAACAUUUGACCUCUGUCAUUGCCAACAAAGGGUAUAUAACAAAGUAUUGAGAUAAACUUUUGUUAUUGACCAAAUACUUAUUUUCCACCAUAAUUUGCAAAUAAAUUCAUUAAAAAUCUUACAAUCUGAUUUUCUGGAUUUUCUUUCUUCUAAUUUUGUCUGUCAUAGUUGAAGUGUACCUAUGAUAAAAAUGACAGGCCUCUCAUUUUUUUAAGUGGGAGAAUUUGCACAAUUGGUGGCUGACUAAAUACCUUUUUUUGCCCCACUGUAUAUGACCAGUAUACCAUGGCCAAGGGCUGUUCUUAAUAAAAGUUGGACAGUUUUAUCUCAAUCUCUUCAUUCAAAGACUCAAUCAUGGACACUUCCUGACAGUUGUGUCUGCUUUGUGUGAUGUAUUGUUGUCUUUACCUUCUUGCCCUUUGUCCUGUUGUCUGUGCCCAAUCAUGUUUGUACCAUGUUUUGUGCUGCUACCAUGUGUCUCUACCACGUUGUGUUGCUAUCAUGCUGUGUUGUCAUGUGUUGCUGCCUUGCUAUGUUGUUGUCUUAGGUCUCUCUUUAUGUAGUGUUGUGUUGUCGCUCUAUGUCGUGAUGUGUGUUUUGUCCUAUAUUUUAAUUUUUAAUCCCAAUUAUAAAAUUAUGCACGAUGCAUUGACACAACCCUUAGCCGUGCUAUAUUGUCCAUAUACCACAAACACCCGAGGUGCCUUAUUGCUAUUAUAAACUGGUUACCAACAUAAUUAGAUCAGUAAAAAUAAAUGUUUUGUCAUACCUGUGGUAUACGAUCUGAUAUACCACAGCUGUCAGCCAAUCAGCAUUCAGAGCUCAAACCUCCCAGUUUAUAAAUGGGCAUUUUGCUAUCUUUACAAACCCUGAUGUAAAGAUAGUCCUGCUAUUCAAUAGAUACACGACACGACUUCUGAUGCCAGCUUUUGUGUUCAGCCAUCCCCAAGUAUAAUGUCUACCAGCUGCUUUUCAGAAUUAUACAGCCUUUACAAGUUGCAAAAGAAUGAGAUAUAUACGUAUUUUAUAGAUCACAACAGAAGAUAACCUCUUAAAUUCCUAUUCUUUUCAAAUUAUUUGAAAAAUCAGACAUUUUACUUUCAAGUGGGGUUGUUCAUACUAAAUUGGUGAAACAAAACAUCUUUCUUUUAGCAUAGUGCCUAACAGUGUUUUAACAUUUCUACUGAAUAAAAGCUCUCAACGGUUAAUUUUAUUUAAUUAAUCAACUGCUCUCAGGCUUAGGCUGAAUAUACUCUACAUGAAUAAAUGCCCUUCAAAUUACCACCGAGUUAAUAUCCUUGUUGAAAUCUGAUUUAAUACCUAAAAUGGAGUUUUUUGAAGUCUGAUUAUCCCAUGAAAUGGAAUUUUUAAACCUAAUUAUGACUUGAUUUGCAUGUAUUUAUGGCACCAAUGAAAUAGAUAGUUCAUGUUAAUGUAUUAAUUACAUCUGCUUAUUUGGUUUCCUUUAGGCAACAUGUCACUUCUUCUUUCAGAGUGAUGACUGAGUAUACUUUGUUGAACACAUUUCUGGCCAUGCUGACAUGACGUUAAUAAAGAAGAAACCUUCUCUAAUCCCAAUUUGUUUCUACCGUUGAUGGAGAGAAAUGUGAAAAGCUGACCCAUUUUGUUUUCUCCUCAUUACUUGUUGAUCAUCCUCUUCUUUUGGUAUUCAGAUCACAUUUUAAUAUUAUUCCCUAAACACUGUGUGCUGCUGACACAUAUAUAGAUGCAUUCCUACAAUCCCUUUGCACUUGUUACUGCUGUUGCUGAAAGGGCCAGGCAUAAUGCCUUGCGGGUUAAUUUACCUUUGUGGAGACAGCUGGUGGCUUGUAUGUAAAUAGUAGCCAAUUUAGCAAAACAAAAAUAAGAAUCAUUUGGAGGCACUAUAAAUUCCUUCAAAUUCAAUUAUGGAAAUGAGAUCACCUCUUUAAUCAUCUG
This is a messenger RNA of Oncorhynchus masou masou (cherry salmon), 6907 nucleotides long. Its product is annotated as rRNA methyltransferase 2, mitochondrial-like. The transcript is spliced from 2 exons. Gene Ontology annotation, molecular function: rRNA (uridine-2'-O-ribose)-methyltransferase activity. The record is from RefSeq and is a predicted model, not a curated record. Gene Ontology annotation, biological process: RNA methylation. Gene Ontology annotation, cellular component: mitochondrion. NCBI's taxonomy places the organism in Eukaryota, Metazoa, Chordata, Actinopteri, Salmoniformes, Salmonidae. The coding region runs from base 87 to 812 and encodes 241 amino acids.